AUGAAUCUGUUGACGCUCAUGGCGAUAUUGCAGAAUACCUUGCAGACCAUAGAGUGGUUGCAGGAGCAGGGUUUGCUCAGAAAGGGUGUACGGUGUAGAGAGCGAAAUUGCAGGAGGCAAAUGGAGAUGGUGCCAAGGGCUGACAGCCAGGAUGGUGUUAGGUGGCGAUGCAGAUGUGGGAAAACGAGGUCGAUCCGUGAUGGAUCGUUCUUUGAAAAAUCAAACUUGUCUUUGGGGAAGAUAGUGUUAAUCGUGUACUGUUGGUCUGUAGAUACCUGCAUGACAGCCACAAGUGUCAUGGUAGGUGUAUCAGAAUCAACAGUAAUCGACUGGUUCAACAUGUUGCGGGGAGAAUGUCGUUCCAAGCUUCUACAACUUCCUAUGGACGACAGAAUGCUUGGAGGACAGGACCAGAUUGUUGAGAUCGACGAAUCGAUGAUGAUUAAAAGAAAGUACAGCAGGGGGGCCGCUAGGCCCCAUCAUGAUCUGUGGGUUUUUGGGAUGUAUGACCGGCAAAGAAAGGUUGGUGUCGUCGAGCUUGUCGACAGACGGGAUGCACCAACUUUGGAGCAACUCAUAAAACGUUACAUACGACCUGGAUCUAUCAUAUAUUCCAAUAGUUUGGCAGUACACAAUGGUUUGGGAGCGUUGGGGUACAAACACGAAGUAUUGAUACACGCUGACGUCGUUGUUGACCCUAACACUGGAGUGCACACAAAAGGCGUUGAGACCUACUGUUCAAGAGCGAAGCGUAAACUGAAGGCAUGCCAUGGCAGCGUCUCAGAAAUGAUACCCUCUUACUUUGAAGAGUUUAUGUGGAGGGAGCGUUAUGGCCUAGAUCACGUGGAGGCAUUCAAGAACAUCCGCCUACAUUUAGCCGAGCGUUACCACUAG
Molecule: messenger RNA, 894 nt
Organism: Rhopilema esculentum
Lineage: Eukaryota; Metazoa; Cnidaria; Scyphozoa; Rhizostomeae; Rhizostomatidae
Source: RefSeq, a predicted model, not a curated record